Molecule: messenger RNA, 333 nt
Organism: Suillus paluster
Lineage: Eukaryota; Fungi; Basidiomycota; Agaricomycetes; Boletales; Suillaceae
Exons: 3
Coding region: 1-333 (110 amino acids)
Source: RefSeq, a predicted model, not a curated record
AUGUUACCCCUCAAGAUAUUUGACAAUGUUAUCGGCAAGAUUGUGGAGGUAUGGGUUCCUCCUCUCAUUCCAGACCAAAUUAAUCCCGUUCCGCAGAUUGUGCUUGCUCAAGCGGAUCGUGACGAAGCAGUACUUGACCUUCUCCAGAAACUGGGUCAAGUUUACAGCUUCAUGAUUCAAGAUGAGAUCCUCAGUCAGAUUCCGUCGAUGAGCCCUAUUCUAGGACAGAUCUUUCAGCAAACCCUUGAAUGUGCCCAUUUUAUCAGGGAUUAUUCGGACAAGAAGAACUUCUGGGGAAAGACUCACAAAAAACGUCCUUUCGGAAACAAAUGA